AUGAACAGCCACGUGGAGCAGCGGCGGAAGCCCGCUCCUCUCGAUUCGAAACAAGUCACCCAGAACAUCAUGGCGCGCGAGUCCUUCUCCCUUGACGACCCCGUCCCGAAGACGCCGAUCGUGAAUAACCAUGGUUUCUUCGAGCUCCCGAUCCAGGACCAGCGCAACUUUGGACUGCUUGUCCUGCUAUAUUUCCUCCAGGGUAUCCCUAUGGGCCUGGCUAUGGGGUCCGUCCCGUUCUUAUUAAAGAACCACAUGUCGUAUAGUGAAAUUGGCGUCUUCACUCUUGCGAGCUACCCUUAUUCGCUGAAGCUCUUCUGGAGCCCGAUUGUCGAUGCGGUAUGGAGCCCCAGGCUCGGUCGAAGGAAAAGUUGGAUAUUACCAAUCCAGAUCCUCUCUGGAUUUGGCAUGCUGUUUUUGGGCUCGAGGGUGGAGGGAUUGAUGGCUAUGACCGGAAAGGAGGGCGGUCCUAGUGUCUGGGGUUUCACCGGCUGGUGGUUCUUCCUCGUCUUUAUGUGCGCGACCCAGGAUAUCGCUGUUGACGGUUGGGCACUCACACUUCUCACCCCCGGAAACGUCUCCUACGCUUCUACGGCCCAAACCGUCGGUCUCACGGCUGGCAACUUCCUUUCCUACACCGUUUUCCUCGCCUUCAACUCGGCCGAUUUCGCAAACAAGUACUUUCGCACAGAGCCCAUCGACGAGGGCUUGAUGACCCUCGGCGGUUAUCUUACUUUCUGGGGCUGGGCUUACAUCGCCGUCACGAUUGGUCUUGCGCUCCUCAAGCGCGAGGAGAAGACCCAGAACGAGGAUGGAAUCUGGGAUGUAUACAAGAUCAUGUGGGGCGUCCUGAAGCUCAAGAACAUCCAGACCAUUAUCAUCGUCCACCUAAUCGCCAAGAUCGGCUUCCAGGCCAACGACGCCGUAACCAACCUCAAGCUCCUCGACAAGGGCUUCGGAAAGGAUAACAUGGCGCUCACGGUCUUGAUCGACUUCCCCUUCGAGAUUGGUCUCGGCUACUACGCCGGCAAGUGGUCGCAGAAGUACACACCCAUGAGACUUUGGUGCUGGGCUUUCAUGGGGAGGCUCGUCGCUGCCAUUUUUGCGCAGUUCACAGUCGCGAUAUUCCCGGCCUCUGGUGUCGAGACUUGGUAUCUCUUGACGGUUAUCGUCGAGCACGUCUUUUCGACGUUUAUGAACACGGUCAUGUUUGUCGCCGUUUCGGCGUUCCAUGCGAGGAUUUCAGACCCGGCCAUUGGGGGUACCUACAUGACCCUCCUAGCAACCGUGUCUAAUCUCGGCGGGACCUUCCCCCGCUUCUUCAUCCUCCGCCUCGUCGACACCUUCACCAAAGCCACCUGCCACCCUAGCGACCCCACCCAGCUCACCGACCUCAAAGACAGCAGCCUCCUCAUCACCGAACCGUUCUCCUGCGCCCUUCAGGCCGAGAAGGAGCGCUGCAUCGCCGGCGGCGGUACUUGCGAGGUGCUCAGGGACGGCUAUUAUUUCGUCAACGUGCUCUGCGUCCUCUUUGGCCUGUUGACGUUUGUUAUGUAUAUUAGGCCCAGGGUCAUGUUUUUGCAGAGUUUGCCUAUGAAGGCGUGGAGGUUGGCAAAUGACAAGUGA
Molecule: messenger RNA, 1626 nt
Organism: Scedosporium apiospermum
Lineage: Eukaryota; Fungi; Ascomycota; Sordariomycetes; Microascales; Microascaceae
Exons: 2
Coding region: 1-1626 (541 amino acids)
Cellular component (GO): membrane
Molecular function (GO): acetyl-CoA transmembrane transporter activity
Source: RefSeq, a predicted model, not a curated record